Molecule: messenger RNA, 3002 nt
Organism: Nicotiana tabacum (common tobacco)
Lineage: Eukaryota; Viridiplantae; Streptophyta; Magnoliopsida; Solanales; Solanaceae
Product: subtilisin-like protease SBT5.4
Biological process (GO): proteolysis
Molecular function (GO): serine-type endopeptidase activity
Source: RefSeq, a predicted model, not a curated record
AUGAAUGCUGCCUCUUUGGAAAAUAUCGAGGAACAUGGACAACAUGAGCAAUAUCAAUCAACUCAGGAAGCACGUAAAUCUAAUGCAUAUUCAGAGGUACCGACUUCUAGCAGGAAUAAAAAAUCUAAACAUGAUCAUCUUGAAGGCAUGACUGAUAUGUUGAGAGGUGAGAUGAAUAAUUUGGCUAAUGCAAUUGAUCGUCUUUCAACUAUGCCACCUAUUCCUGAGAGUGAGAUAUGGCAAAUGGUACAAGUGUUGGAUUUAGAGCCUAAUUUAAUUUUGCAUCGAAGAAGCAGAAUGUUAUCGUCCAAAUUGUCAAAUUAUCUAACAUUGUUCCUAAUUCUUUUUUGUGUAUCAUUAACACCAGCUCUUGCAGUCAAGAAUUCGUACAUAGUGUACUUGGGGGAGCACUCUCAUGGUCCAGGAGUAACAUCUGCUGAUCUUCAUAGUGUGGUAGAUUCUCAUCAUGAGUUUCUUGGUUCGUUUUUGGGAAGUAAAGAGAAGGCUAAGGAUGCCAUCUUCUACUCAUAUAAAAGACACAUAAAUGGUUUUGCUGCUGUCCUUGAAGAUGAUCAAGUGGAGGAGAUUCAACGGCAUCCGAGUGUGAUCUCUAUUUUCUUGAAUAAAGCUAGAAAACUACACACAACUCAUUCAUGGGAAUUCAUGAUGCUGGAAAAGAACGGCGUCGUUCAUCCAAGUUCGUUGUGGAAGAAGGCUCGAUUUGGCCAAGACAUUAUCAUCGCGAAUCUUGAUACAGGUGUUUGGCCUGAAUCAGAGAGCUUUAGUGAUGAAGGGUUUGGACCAAUUCCUUCAAGAUGGAAAGGGAUUUGUCAAAAUGACAACACCACUGCUGGUUUUUCUUGCAAUAAAAAGCUUAUUGGAGCGAGGUACUUCAAUAAAGGCUACAUCGCGAGCGGAGGAAAUGUAAGUGCAUCAAUGAGCACAGUACGCGACUAUGAUGGUCAUGGCUCUCAUACUUUAUCAACUGCUGCUGGAAACAUAGUCCACGGAGCGAGUGUACUUGGCGUGGCGAAUGGGACAGCAAAGGGAGGUUCUCCUCAUGCCCGAGUGGCUGCAUACAAAGUUUGUUGGCCUCCUGUGGAUGGUGCAGGAUGUAUGGAUGCCGACAUUCUCAAAGCCUUCGAUACAGCCAUACACGACGGGGUUGAUGUGAUAUCUGUGUCGCUUGGUGGAACGCCUUCUGAUUACUUGGAGGACGGGCUCGCCAUUGGUUCGUUCCACGCUGUCAAGAAUGGUAUAGUUGUGGUUGCAUCAGCUGGUAAUGAUGGACCUGAUUCUGGAACUGUUACAAAUGUUGCUCCCUGGAUUAUAACAGUAGCAGCAAGCACCCUGGAUCGCAAUAUACAAAACAGUGUUCAAUUGCAGAAUGGAUUGCUCUUAAAGGGAACAAGCCUUUCGAAACCAACCACGCCCGAAGAAAAUUUCUAUCCACUAAUCAGUGCUGCACAAGCUAAAGCUGCCAAUGCCUCGACCAAUGAUGCGAUAAGGUGUAAGAAAGGAACAUUGGAUCCAAAGAAAGUGAAAGGCAAGAUAUUAGCCUGCCUCAGAGGAGAAACCGCGUUAAUUGAUAAAGGACAUCAGGCAGCUCUAGCUGGUGCUGUUGGAAUGAUCCUUUGUAACAAUAAGACUACUGGAAGCGAAAUUUUCGCCAUCCCUCACGUCCUUCCAGCGAUACAUGUCAAUUAUACAGAUGGCGUUCAAGUCUUUGAAUACAUCGCUUCUUCUAAAGAUCCUCGUGCGUAUAUCACAACUCCUGAGACAGUGUUGCGCACAAAGCCGGCUCCAUUCAUGGCUUCAUUCUCUUCUACUGGUCCUAAUUCUGUAACUCCUCAGAUUCUCAAGCCUGAUGUUACUGCACCAGGAGUGGAUAUCAUAGCUGCGUACAGUGAAGCAGCAAAUCCUACAGAGGAAGACUACGAUAAACGUAAGACUAGCUUCAACAUGAUUUCUGGAACCUCAAUGUCUUGCCCCCAUGUCGCUGGUGUAGUUGGCCUUCUCAAGAGCCUCCAUCCUGAUUGGAGUCCCGCCGCCAUUAGAUCCGCUAUUAUGAGUACAGCCAGAACAAGAGACAACACUGGUAAUCCAAUGCGUGAUGAAACGGAGAAAGACAAAGCAACACAAUUUAAUUAUGGUGCUGGACACAUGCGCCCGAAUCGCGCCAUGAAUCCUGGCUUGGUCUAUGACUUGACUGUGAAUGACUACUUGGACUUUCUCUGUUCACUUGGUUACAACCAAAAGAACAUUACAAAAUUUUCAGGAACAAGAUCAACUUAUCAGUGUCACAAGAAACAUGGUCUUAAUCUCUUGGAUUUCAACAAUCCUGCAAUAACAAUUCCUAAUAUCUCUCCCUCAGCUCCUGUCACCAUCACUCGCACACUCAAAAACGUUGGUAGCCCUGGCGUAUACGCUGCCAACGUUCGUCUGCCACGACGAAUGUUUUCAGUUUCUGUAGAGCCGAGCGUCUUGAUGUUCGAUCACAUUGGACAAGAGAAGAGCUUCAAGUUGACAAUUGAAGUUAAGGAUGCUAAGGCAGUAAAAGAUGGGUAUGUGCCCGGGGAGUUGCUAUGGACUGAUCGCCUUCAUUAUGUGAGAAGUCCAAUUGCAGUGGCUUCUUUGAGUGACAUUAAGAAGCCUUAGAAAUUAGCUAAAAUGUGAAUAAUUUUUUCUGCUUUUCCUAAAAUCAUUUCUAGUGGAUUAUUGAUCUCUAUUUAAUUGUUUGUCAGUUUUAAAGUUCACAUAAAUAUGAGUAUUAAUUCCCUGCAGAUUUAUCUUCUAAAGUUGACAUUCUCAAGAAAAUAUUAGACGGAGUGAAUCUUUCAUUUUACUGAGUAUGAGACAUUUCCAAUAUAAAUAUUCCAAAAAAAAAAAGGUGUUGUAUUAGCAAAAAGAUUCUCUUUUUAACAAAUCUUUAAUGCUUCAUUGAUAUUCAGGCAAUAUCAAUGACGCUACAGUGAAAUGUUGCCUUGAAGAACAUGUGGUAU